Messenger RNA from Laetiporus sulphureus 93-53, 1356 nucleotides. RefSeq lists its product as uncharacterized. The annotation marks the transcript as partial. The record is from RefSeq and is a predicted model, not a curated record. NCBI's taxonomy places the organism in Eukaryota, Fungi, Basidiomycota, Agaricomycetes, Polyporales, Laetiporaceae. The transcript is spliced from 2 exons.
ACGCGCCCGCCUGGUCGCACGACCUCCUCUUGGGCAGAUCUCGAUCAGUCCAUCAUUCUUGCCUGCGUUUCGCCUAUAGGCAACUGGCUCACCGGCGGCGACUACGUGAAAAGUCUCAUUCUCUUCGCCCUGCUCAUAUACUACCUUCACCAGGUGAUCGAAGUGCCUUGGAAAUUAUAUCAGGAAUCUCUCCCUCGGAAGCCAGCGCACCCACGCAGGACUCAUGCAGAAGACUCUAACCCCAUCAUCAAGUUGGCUGAGACCGAGCUCCACCAACAAGAAAUCUUCCUGCUAGGUUUCACGGUCUUCUCUCCGUUUCUUGCUGCAAUACUUCUUUAUUUCGUCCUGGACGCUCUCGGCGGCGCCGAUUCGCUCUCAUGGUUCAGCACAACACUCUUCGUGCUCGCAGCGGGCAUCCGACCAUGGAAUCAUCUUAUCUCACGGCUCCAAUCGCGCACGCAGGCGCUACACGAUGCCGUGCACUACCCGCCCGACGCGGCGGCCGAGGCGGAGCAGGCGGCGCGGGUCACGGCUCGGCUAGAUGCCAUGGCGGCUAAAUUGCAGGAGCUGCAAACCCAUGUAGUUCACGCGGAGAUUUUGCUGGAGCCGAUGGAGAGCCUGCGCGAGGCGGUGGACCAGUUGAAACUCGAAGCAAAGCAGAGCGAGCGGAAGGCGAAGGUAGCGCGGGAGGCGUUCGAAAAGCGCGUCACAACUCUCGCGACAGGUCUGCUACAUCUUGAACAGUCACGCAAGAUCGAUACGGACACGAUCAUGGCACUGCGCGCUCAAGAGGCCCCGCUGUACGUACUGGCAUACCAGCGCGCGUGCAGAUAUAUUGGCCCCCUUCUGGCGGGCUUACGUCGCUUGCCAAAGAUGAUGUGGAUGCCGCGCUCGCAAGAGCCGGGACAUGGUAAGAUGGGAAAUGGCACUGCCGAUGGCGCUGUACAUCACAACGGCAUCCUGAAGAACGGGAAUGGUCACAUGAGCGGCAUUCCCCCACGCACAUCUGCCCGCGAGAACGGCUCGCAUCCUGGCUCCCCCCGCCUUCCUACCAUCCCUGAAGCCGUGCACUCAGACAGCGACGCAGAUUCGGAGGGGACAUUCGUGUCGGAGAAGGAAAAGGAGAGAGAAAGUCCGGUAAUGUCUCCCGUUGCGCGCCCGCGCGAGAAGGCUCGGCGAAUGAGAAGCAGAAGCCGGAGUGGCAGCAAGAAAAUGGUGCCCCCUCGGAGACACGCUCCGCUGUCAUUUGGCCAGUGGGCUCUCCAGUGCGCGCAAAGCGUGGUGCUGUGGCCAUACCUCGUGAGCGUCAAGAUCUUGAAACUCAUGUUGCCGCCCCCCCUGCAGCGAAUUUUGCCU